This is a messenger RNA of Acanthopagrus latus (yellowfin seabream), 2873 nucleotides long. RefSeq names its product fascin-like. The coding region runs from base 127 to 1614 and encodes 495 amino acids. The transcript is spliced from 5 exons. The record is from RefSeq and is a predicted model, not a curated record. Gene Ontology annotation, cellular component: cell projection membrane; ruffle; lamellipodium. Gene Ontology annotation, biological process: actin filament bundle assembly; cell migration; establishment or maintenance of cell polarity. Lineage: Eukaryota; Metazoa; Chordata; Actinopteri; Spariformes; Sparidae. Gene Ontology annotation, molecular function: protein-macromolecule adaptor activity; actin filament binding.
CGCUCUCUCUCUGUCCCUCCCUCAGACACCCCCACAUCCACUCCCUCUCCGUCCGUCCACCCGCGUCUCUGAGCAGCACAGAGCAUCUUUUUUUUUUUUCUUUCCUCCUCUUGACACACUGCAAUCAUGUCCGCAAACGGCGCCGACGGGGACUUGCUGCGGAUCCCUCUGGGGCUCAUCAACAGCGCGGGGAAGUAUCUGACGGCGGAGACUUUCGGCUUCAAAAUCAACGCCUCGGCCAGCAGCCUGAAGAAGAAGCAGACCUGGACCCUGGAGCAGACCGGGGAGGACGGCAGCGUCGUGUUCCUGCUCUCCCACCUGGGCCGCUACCUCGCCACGGACAAAGACGGCAACGUUACCGCGGAGAGCGAGACGCGCGGCACGGACUGCCGCUUCGUCAUCACCGCGCACGAGGACGGGCGGUGGUCUCUGCAGUCCGAGCCCCACGGCCGGUACCUGGGCGGCAGCGAGGACCGGAUCACCUGCUUUGCGCAAACCGCCUCGCCGGCAGAGAAGUGGAGCGUGCACCUGGCCGUGCACCCGCAGGUCAACCUGUACAGCUUCGCGCGCAAACGCUACGCCCACCUGAGCGCGCAGGGCGAGCGGCAGGAGGUGUCAAUAAACCGGGAUAUUCCCUGGGGGUUCGACUCGCUUGUGACCCUGGUCUACCGGGACCAGCGCUACCACCUGGAGACCUCCGACAACCGCUUCCUGCGCAAUGACGGCAGCCUGUCCACGAAAACGGACAAGGACACCGGCUACAUGCUGGAGUUCCUCUCCGGGAAGGUGGCGUUCCGCGACUGCAACGGCCGCUACCUGGCGCCCACGGGCCCCACCGGCACGAUGAAGUCUGGGAAAAGCACCCGGGUGGGGAAGGACGAACUGUUCGGCCUGGAGCGCAGCCACGCGCAGGUCGUGCUGACUGCAGGCAACGAGAAGAACGUGUCCACGAGGCAAGGCAUGGACCUGUCAGCCAAUCAGAGCGAGGAAGGAGACCAGGAAGUCUUCCAGAUGGAGAUGAGCCGCGAGGACAGGAAGUGCGCCUUCAGAACCGCUGCUGGAAAAUACUGGACUCUGACACCAAGUGGAGGACUUCAGUCCACUGCCUCGGCCAAGUCGGCCAACACUUUCUUCGAACUGGAGUGGCAUGAUGGUCGCGUGUGUGUGCGUGCAGCUAACGGCAAAUAUGUCAUCGCUAAGAAGAACGGGCAGCUCGCUGCUACUGUUGACAAUUCAGGGGAGGCUGAACAGUUCCUGAUGAAGCUGAUCAACCGUCCGAUCAUCGUCCUCCGUGGGGAGCACGGGUUCAUCGGUGGUCGUAAAGCUGGAAUGGCGACGCUGGACUCCAACCGAGCAUCGUACGACGUUUUCCAGCUGGAGUUCAACAACGGAGCUUACUCCCUCAAAGACUCCCAGGGGAAGUACUGGUGUGUCGGAGACGACACGUCGGUGGUGUGCAGCAGCUCCACGCCUGUCCAGUUCCUGUUCGAGUUCUGCGACCUCAACAAGAUGGCCAUUUUUGCCGUGGGGGGGAAGUACCUUAAAGGAGACCACGCUGGAGGGCUGAAGGCCAGUGCCGACUCCCUGGACAGCGCCACCCUCUGGGAGUACUGAGAAACAGGCGGACUUCUCCCCCCCGUCUGACACAAUGCUUCAAACUAUUAAUAGAUACUGUAGGUAGCUGGGGUUUCUUUUUGCAUAUGUGUGAGUGCCUGUGUGUGUGUGUGUGUGUAGCUGUGAAUUUGUCUGGAUGGAUGUGUGGUGGAAGUUGAAGCUGAUAAACUGGAAGUCAUGGCACCAAAGCACUAUAGGUGUUUUAUUUUGUAUUAUCUCUCGAUCAUUAUCUCUUCUUACUGGGCUUUUUACUGGACAUUGACUUGUUGUUUAAAGAAUGAAUCAAAGUGUGGUCGUGUUACUCACUUCCGGUCAAAUUUACACGAGCUGUACCUGACGACUGUCAGGACGAUUACUGUUAUUAGUCGUGCCUAUCUGUGGUAACUACUGGUGUAAACAAACAUGGUGAAUGCUAUAACUCAUAACUUGCAAUAUCUAACCUUCUCCUGCUAUAUGUCCUGCUGGCUCUACUGUGUUGCUUUUCAUCUCCUGCUCUCUUUCAAACUAUGAAGCAUAACACAUGUCGGAUAAAGGGAUGUUGCUGAUUUACAUGUUUCUGCUGUAAAUAAGGCUUUCUCUGUCACGGAAUGCUACAAAACAGAUAGUAACCAUUUAAACUUUAAGUGUAAAAGUAUGUUGAAGAUGUUAAGAAAGAAUUGGGAUGUGGCGGACAGAUAUUUCAUGUUCUUUGACUGUAAGCUACCUUCUGCACCUCUCCAGUAUUCCUCUCUCACUCCAAGUCAGAUGUACAGGCAGACUAAUUCUGUAUUUAGACAGAUGCAUCUACAGAAAGUUGUCAAAAGUUUCCAUUUGAGGCAAUUAUAAUCUGUGAGGGAACAAAUUAAAGCAGAGGAAGGGCGAAAGAAGCUUUUUUUUUUUUUUUUUAGUUUGAUCUUUUAAAAGAAACAGAAAGGAGUCGGUCGAUGAGGUCUAGCUGUUACACAUUCAGAUGCACAUAAACACUAACAAAUAUGCAGUCAUAGGUGCACAAAUUUCAACUGUGACUAAAUCUGCACAAUAAUGUAUUGUUCAAACUGCGACGAGUUAAAAGCACAUGUCUGUUGUGAUGAAUUGUCUGCCUUAGUUUGGGUGCUGCUGCUGCUGCUGCUGGUGUGUAAACACAGUGAUGGAGUCAGCCAUCUCUCUGGCUGUUAUUGUGUCGGUGCCUUCCAUAGAGCAUUUGUCUUUUUCAUGUUCUUACAUUUGAACUGGACGACGGAGCAAAAACCCUCAAUAAAGUUUUCCCUCUAGACAGUGAA